This is a messenger RNA of Lichtheimia ornata, 1053 nucleotides long. RefSeq lists its product as uncharacterized. The coding region runs from base 1 to 1053 and encodes 350 amino acids. The record is from RefSeq and is a predicted model, not a curated record. The transcript has 2 exons. NCBI's taxonomy places the organism in Eukaryota, Fungi, Mucoromycota, Mucoromycetes, Mucorales, Lichtheimiaceae.
AUGCAACAAUAUCACAAGAUGCAUGAAGAAUAUCCGGUGGUGGCCUUUUUGGAUAUCAAAGCGGCGUAUGAUUCAGUGGACAGAUCCGUGAUUUGGGGUGCUCUUGCCAAUCAUCUCGAACCAGCUUUAUUGGAUCUUCUUAAAAACAUGUUUGACGAGGUGCUGGUCACCGUCAUCAUGCAGAACUACGAGUCAAGAACUAUCAGACCUCGGCGUGGCAUGUUGCAAGGAUCCAUCUUGAAUCCCAUCUUGUAUGCGGUAUCCAUUGAUGACCUUCCUCGUCGUAUUCGCAAUGGCUUUCAACAAGCACCUACGUUGACCAACACACUAACAGUGUCGACACCAUCAACAUCCACUGUUAGCGAAGCUGCACUCCAAGAUCAAGACCGUGUCUCUCUCCGCAAUCGUUCUCGACGCACAUACCUUCGGGCAACUAUUCAUCUCCUAUUGUAUGCUGAUGAUGUUGCAUUAGUUGGCUCAUCCGAAGAAAUUCGCUUGUUGCUGGCAAUGACCGAAUUGCAUUCUGAUCACUUUGGCUAUCGUUGGAGUCCUCCCAAAUGUGCCAUCCUCAAUGCUCGUCCUGGUGUGCGAUAUAAGCUUUACGGCCAAAUAUUGCCAUCAGUUGACUUCUUCAAGUACCUUGGGAUCCCAUUCAACAACAAAGGCAUCGAUGUCGAUCGUAUGCUUCAAGCAGCUGCAACAAAAGGUGUUAGUGUCAUGCUACUCCUGCACUCACUUGGUGCACACACAACUAUCAUCCACAUCACCGCCACCAAUAUCAAGCUUCUGGAACGUGCACAAGAUCGCUGUAUACGACUUGCCACCAAUGUCACCGAUCCACAAGCCCACACACCAACUGUCACUGCCAAAGCCAUGGCCGACUUACCUACAAUGAAACUUCGAGCUCGCAUUCUUGAGUUCAAGUUUGUACUUCGUGCCCAUGAGCUACCGCCUUCCACAUUGCUUGCCUCCAUUGUCGAUACAUUGCUUCGGGUUAACCACCCAUUCAAUUGUUGGGAAAACCUGAAAAGGAUAGACCUUUGGCGCGACUAA